Salvia miltiorrhiza (redroot sage) is the source of this 872-nucleotide messenger RNA. RefSeq lists its product as uncharacterized. NCBI's taxonomy places the organism in Eukaryota, Viridiplantae, Streptophyta, Magnoliopsida, Lamiales, Lamiaceae. The transcript is spliced from 6 exons. The coding region runs from base 1 to 705 and encodes 234 amino acids. The record is from RefSeq and is a predicted model, not a curated record.
AUGAAUCCCGCCAAAACCUUAGCCAGAAUCCCCACGCCGCUAACUCCGAAUAUCAAAUGGAACGACGUCGCUUUUCAGUUCUGUCACAAAUCCCCUCUAACUCGGUUCGCACAGGUUGCGUCGGAUUAUACUUCUGCGGGGGUUUCGCAAAAUCGAGAGGGAGACAAGUUGGAUGUAUUAGAAGAGAAUAUAGAGAAGGUUAUCUAUGGAUGCCGCUUCUUCGCAAUUCUCGCGGUUUGGGGAUCGCUCGUUGGAUCUUUUCUUUGUUUUAUCAAGGGUUGUGUUUAUGUUAUAUCGUCAUUUCAAGGCUAUCUAUUGGACCGAGGGAGAGUGAUCUCGUCCCUUGUUGAGGCUACUGAUGUCUACCUUCUCGGAACUGUGAUGUUGGUGUUCGGGAUGGGGCUGUACGAGCUGUUCAUCAGCAAUCUUGACAAAGCGAAAUCCAGCCCAGAUGGAAGCACCACCUACAGAUCAAACUUGUUUGGCUUGUUCACUCUCAAGGAACGGCCGCGGUGGCUGGAGAUAAAGACGGUAAACGAGCUGAAAACGAAACUGGGGCAUGUUAUAGUGAUGCUUCUUCUGAUUGGUUUCUUUGACAAGAGUAAGAGAGCAGUGAUACAAUCACCUCUUGAUCUUCUUUGUUUCUCUGCAUCAGUACUCCUCUGCUCUGGUUGCCUCUUCUUGCUGUCAAAGCUAAACCACUGAAUUUUCAUAAUAGCUUAGUGCUUGAAUCCUGUGCAAUUAUAGUUGUGUAUUUAUCCAAGUUGAUGUAGAGUAAUUCAUGCUAAAUUUGUCUUUGAUUCAUCUCAUCAUCUAUAUGUAUGAUGUAUCUAUCAUAGAUGGGCAAUGGAAGUAUGAGUUUUGAGUUCAAA